GCAUUUUCAUUUAUGCUAUAGUUGUUUUUUUUUGAUUACGUCUAAAUGUGGUUUGUGUGGCAACCAAUUCUGAUGGAACAUCCUAUUAAUAUCAUGUGUAAAUUAAGCCUUGAUGUAAAUAUUUUUUCUUUAAUGUCUUUUUCAUUAAGAGCCUAUGAUUCGGUAUGCAAAACGUGAACAUGUGCCCUCAUUAUUGAGCUCACUCUACUGCUUUUAAUUGCAGGUUGUUAGAUUAGGACAAUUCCUACCACCUUUAUUUGAAUUUUUUAUCUUGGUUAUGUGACCUCUUUAAUGAGCACAGGAAUGAUGGAUGUACCUUUCACAAUCAGGUCCACUUGCUUUAAUUAAUGUGAUCCCUCAGCUUUUCAGACAGAGUGACUCUGCCAAGCUCUUGGGGACAGGAUGAACUUCCUUAUUGUGAUUAAAGAUCCAUAAAUAUUAAUCAGCCGUUGGUCGGGGGAGAGUCAACCCACACCUCAUCUGGCUUUGUGCCGAGUCUGUUGAAUGGCCGUAAUGUCUGUCUCACACACACACCUGUGGUUCUAUGUAAUUGCAGUUCUCCCAUGAUAACCUGAUGGUUGUGCUGAGGAAACCUUUUAAACAUUUCAACACAUCUCCCGACAAUGACGCACUUAAAUAUUCAUUGAUGCAUGAACUAACAUAUGGUAACGGCUGUUUAUAGUCAUGCAUAAUCACCACAGGUACACAAACUGUUCACCAGGCAGCACUUGAAUGGAGAAUAAAUUACAGAUAUGCAUGUGAAAUGAAUAUCUACAUAAUUGCACUUGUAAGUUAAAAAGAAAAGAGUGUACUGUAUCCAGAAUGAACGUUUAAAAGAUCUGCUUGUGUAUCAUUUUUGCAGUAAAUAUAUAUUUCCUUUGUCUAAACCUGAAUUAUAACAAGUAUCAUUUACAUGUAUGAAUACAGAAAUUAGAUUUUUAAUUCACACAUGCGACAGUAGUUUGUGAUUUUCUAAUUGUACUAGUAAUCACAUUGACAUGCUUCCUGUUGGAGGCAUGAUGUAAUGUGUAGCGGUUAUUGGUGACAGGUGAUUGUGUUUAAUUGUCUUGGCAAGUUCAAUCAUCAAGUUUCCAACAGGUGAACAGCAUUUUAUGUAAUUGGAUAUGUGAGUUCAUUGGUCAGACAGGCCUUUAAAAGACAAAUGCUACUUUGUUGGUGUAUACAUAGAUUUGUAGCUGAUUUUGACUUGAUGGUUCUGGAUUUCCUGUUGAUUAAGCAGUCUUGUUGAUGUAUUUUUUGACUAUGGACCCCGGGCAAAUUAGGGUCCAUUUACUGUUGAUCAUCUUGAUCUGCUGGAAACAUGCUGUUGCAAACAGAAGUUUGUCUUCUCAGAAAGUUCAGCCUCAACAGAAUUGGUUUGUCAAAGGAUCCUUUGGACCGCAGGUUGUCCAGUCUUCUGUAUUGGAGGUUCCAGUAACUGCGAGCAUUCCUUCUGAAGAAGUGGUCUCUGUGCUUGCUGGAAACAGCCCAUCUAGUCACUCUGAAUCUAUGUCUCUCACCCAAAGUGCACCAAGUGCUUUGGUUUCUUCCCUGGUCCUACCACAAAAUCUGCAGACCUCGGGCAGCUAUGUAUUGGGUUCAAAUAGGAAGUAUGCUUUUGCUACUUCAGAUGGAUCUAAGCUGCAAGGAGCUUCACUGCUUGCUUCAAUGGGAAGUGGAAGUUCUGGUGGCUUGACAUCUCAGUCUCAAGGCUCCUCUAGUCCUUCUAAUACAGGCUCUUUCUUGAAGUUUGACUUCUCCCCCUCAUGGGUUCCUAGCCGGAGCAGUCUUGACCAUGAAAUUCCGUCAACCUUGUGUAAAAUUAGUUCUGCUGGAUCUUCAUCCAGCUCCCCAAAGCCGGAUUCUCCUAAUGUCAGCUCCCAAAGUACCUCAAGUCAGAACACCCUGAUGUCCUCUGCAAAUACCAAGCCUGCCAUUGCUUCCCCCAUGGGUCUAAUCCAGUUUACCAGUGGUCAAGAUUCCAGCAGCAAGCACACCUUAAGCUCCCAGAGCAGGGUUGACAGUAAGCUUGCAAUUUCCAAUCAGUAUGUUCCUGUACAAGGAAUUGCUUAUAGCUCAGUCGUCCAGCCGCAAGGUGCCACUAUCCAGUAUGCUAAACCUUCCUCUGUGAAUGUGCCUGUGUCUAGUGAAGUAACUCUGAGUGGCUUGCCUCUUUCUCUAAGCCAAUCUUCUCUUAUGUGGCAGCCUACUAAGAUUCAAGGUCUUCAAUCUAGUGGCAAAACGGCAUUACAAGGAUUCCUGACCUCUGGUGCCAUGCAGAGCAGCUCGCUGACCCCAAGUGGUUUCCCUGGUAGCACUUCUUCCCAGUCUCAAGGUACAUCUGUCCAUGUUGCUGCAUCACCCUUAAGUGUAAGCCAGUCUACGAGUGGUCUGGGGUCUACAAUCCAGUAUACAUCAAGCUCCCAGGGCUUGGUUGACCGUCUGCUACCAGCUUCUAGUCAAUCUGUGCCUGUACAAGGAAUUGCCUACAGCUCUGUUGCCCAACCCCAGAGUACCACAGGUCAGAGUGCUCAGACCUCCUCUGCAAAACUGAUUUUGUCUAAAGCAGUUCAGAGCCUCUCGCCUCUCUCUAUAAAUCAGCUUUCAAGGCCUCAGCCCUUUGUCACUGCAGUGUCAAAAGAACUUCAGACAUCUGGAACCACACAGGGUAGCUUCCUAACACCCAGUGUUGUUGGUAGCAUUUCUACCCAGUCUCAAGGUACCCCUGGCCUGUAUGUCCCUACUGCUCUAGAAGAAGUGCUGGUGUAUAGUCAGGCCAUCCCAAGUGAAUCUCAGUCUCCGUUGCAGCCUUCCACUAGCUUGUUAUCUGGUUUUCAGUCUUCCAGUACUGGGUCUCAGAGUGUCACAUCUCAAGGCUCCAAGCCUUCCACUAGCUUCUCUACCCUUGCAUCACUUGGUGGCUUGACUAGUCAGUCUCAAGGUACAUCAAAUAAGUAUACCCCUGGAUCCUCUGUUUAUGUCAAGCUUGCUGCUUCACCCUUGAGCCAGUCUACCAGUGGUCUGGAAUCUUCAAGCCAGUAUAUAUCAAGCUCUCAGGGCUGGGUUGACAGUCAGCUAGCAGCUUCCAGCCAAUCAGCGCCUGUACAAGGAAUUGCCUACAGCUCUGUUGCCCUACCCCAGAGUACAAGUCAGAAUGCUCUAACCUCUUCUAAAGUGCUUCUGUCUAGUAAGGCAAUUAAGGGUGUCUCACCCCUCUAUGUUAAUCAACCUUCAAGGCCUCAGCCCUUUGUCACCGUGUCAAAAGGGCUUCAGACAUCAGGCACCAUACAGAGUGGCUCUCUGACUCUUCCUAGUGGGUUCUCUGGUAGCACCUCUCCCCAGCCUCAAGGUACCUCUGGUGUAUAUACCCCAACUGCUGUUAAAGAAGUUCUCAUGUACAGUCAGGCUGCCCCAAGUGAAUCUUUGUCCAUACUGCAGCCUUCCACUAGCUUGCACAGUACUGUGCUACAGGGCAGCACAGUGUCUCAAGGCUUUAAAACUCCCUCUACCGAUGGCACCUUUAUCAAGCUUCAGGAAACCUCUAGCCAAUAUGUCCCCACUGCUCUGGAUGUGGAAUUGCCCCUGAGACCGAGCCAAGGUUCAAAACAGGAAUUCCUUAUCAGUGGCCCAGCGACACAAUGGCGACCUUCCUCCACUAGCUGGUCACCAGAUUAUGAGACUUCUCGUACUGUGGUAUCCCAAGUUAACGCUGCAUCUCCAAGCUUCAACUAUGCCGGUAGGCUCUCUGGCCAGUUUGCCUCACCACAGGCAGGCAUUGCAUAUAGUGGCUUGCCUAGCACAGCUGUAUCCCAGAGUAGCUCCUCGGGUUCCAGUCAGUUUCCUGUCCUGCCUGCCCUAAGCUUGCCUCUUGUCCAGAGUACAACCUCUAGUUCUCAUAAGACCCCAAGUUUAUCCAGUACGCUGCUUAGACCCUCAAAGCCCAUUCAGGCUGCUUCAGGCUCCUCAAUAACUAGUCCAAUGUCUGCUGCUCAGUCUAUUUUAGCUCAGCGCCCAAUAAAAUAUGUAGCUUCAUCUGUAGGCUCCAAUGCCCAAGCAGUUUCACAAGGUCUUGUCUCUGUACAGUCUGCUGUCCCCAUGUUUGAUUCUUCUAACUUGAAUCCCAUCGUUGACGACCAAGCUAUGGUUAUAGACUAGCUCUUCAAGACUUUGACAACUGUUAAGGGCUAGUGGUGUGAUCCUGUACAUCUGCUCGUUGGACUAAAUGGGAUCUGUUAAUGACAUCUGUGAAAACCAAUAAAUUCAAUUGAACUAA
This is a messenger RNA of Danio rerio (zebrafish), 4273 nucleotides long. Lineage: Eukaryota; Metazoa; Chordata; Actinopteri; Cypriniformes; Danionidae. The record is from RefSeq and is a predicted model, not a curated record.